ACAGCGUAUGUGUCCGACCCGUCCCUCCCAAAAGGAGGCGGUUGGAACAAUUAGUUCCGCUUUCUCUGAUGCUGGAAUCCCUGGUGGUCCUCUGGAAUACUAUGGUUCUUAUUGUUCUCGGAAGGAGUUUUGCCUCGUCGGUAUUCCCCAACUCCCGGGUCUGUGCACCGAUGAGUCUGACUUUUAGCAUUCUUUCCUGACAGGAAAUUUGGAAGCCGAUGACUGUUUCCGGGGGGAGCGGAGAAGAGGUGCUCACUUCCGACGGAAGGAGGCUUUUCUGGAGGGAUGGAGGAGGCGGAGGAGCUGCUCUCCGAGGGCGAGACACUGCGGCUCGCCCCUGACCCGCGCCUGGGCCCGGACUUGGGAUGGAUCCCUCCUGGACAAGGCUGUGCUCAGGCCCUCAAGGACUUCCCGCCCGGGCCGACCCGGGCCGUCCUGGCUCUAAAGAGCCUCCCCCGGGGCUUGGCCCUUGGCCCUUCAGUCGCCGAGGAGCAGCGCUUAGGGGUCUGGUGUGUCGGGGAAGCCCUGCAGCCGGGACUGCUCUGGGGGCCGCUGGAAGAGGAGUCUGUAUCGGAGCAGAAGGAUGAAGGAGCGAAACCACGGCAGGAGGAGGACGUGUCACUAGGCCCAUGGGGAGACGUGUGUGCUUGUGAGCAGAGUUCAGGCUGGAUCAGUUUGGUGCAGCGGGGCAGGCUGGAAAGUGAGGGGAACGUGGCCCCGGUGCGGGUCAGCGAGAAGCUCCAUCUGCAGGUGUACCAGGUCAUACUGCCAGGCUCUGAGUUGCUGCUGUGGCCCCAGCCUCCCUCUGAGGGCCUGAGCCCCAUCCAGCCCAGACUAGAAGAAGAGGUAGCCAUGGCUGUGGUGACAGAAGCGGACUCUGCUGUCCAACGGGAGGUGGACUCCCCAGGGCAAGAUGCAGCAGAACCUUGGGCAGAUCCUGGUCACCAGUCACCAACCCCCAGCAUCCAGGCAGAGAGUAUGGUAAGCCCUGGACUUAAGCCCCAAACCCAGGAUCAGCUUUCCAAGGAGAGCCAACCACUCGGCCUGCCCCCUCAGGAUGGCAGCGUGGAGGAGGAGGACCCACCCCAGACACAGGUGCCACCUGAACCUCCGAGCAGCUCUGCUCCCCAGCAGGGCCCAGAGAGCAGUGAGGCCGGUUGCUCACCUUCUGCCAGGGACAACCAGCUGCAUGCUUACCUGGUCAAGAAGUUACAUAGCCCCAGUGGUCAGUGCCCACCCAGAGAAAAGACCUCGGAGCCCAGGGCCCAGCAGGCUGGAGAACAGCAGGGGCCAGCAGGCUUCCCUGCACGCUUGCGGAGCCCUGCUGGCCCAACAGGAAGCUCCCCGAAACAGAGGCGGCGGUACCGGUGUGGGGAGUGUGGCAAGGCCUUCCUGCAGCUGUGCCACCUGAAGAAGCACGCGUUUGUGCACACAGGCCACAAACCCUUCCUUUGCACUGAGUGUGGCAAGAGCUAUAGCUCAGAGGAGAGCUUCAAAGCCCACAUGCUGGGCCACCGUGGGGUGCGGCCCUUUCCUUGCCCACAGUGCGACAAGGCCUAUGGCACCCGGCGAGACCUCAAAGAGCACCAGGUGGUACAUUCAGGUGCCAGGCCCUUUGCAUGUGACCAGUGUGGCAAGGCCUUUGCCCGCCGGCCCUCCCUGCGGUUGCAUCGCAAGACCCACCAGGUGCCAGCUACCCCUGCCCCAUGCCCAUGCCCCGUGUGUGGGCGGCCCCUGGCCAACCAGGGCUCCCUGCGGAACCACAUGCGGCUCCACACAGGGGAGAAGCCCUUCCUGUGCCCACACUGUGGCCGGGCGUUCCGCCAGCGGGGCAACCUGCGUGGGCACUUGCGGCUGCACACAGGGGAGCGGCCUUACCGCUGCCCGCACUGCGCUGACGCCUUUCCCCAGCUGCCUGAGCUGCGGCGCCAUCUUAUCUCGCACACUGGGGAGGCCUACUUGUGUCCCGUGUGCGGGAAGGCCCUUCGAGACCCACAUACAUUGCGUGCUCAUGAGCGUCUGCACUCAGGGGAGAGGCCCUUCUCAUGCCCCCAGUGUGGCCGGGCUUACACGCUGGCUACCAAGCUGAGGCGCCACCUCAAAUCCCACCUGGCCGACAAGCCCUACCGCUGUCCCACCUGUGGCAUGGGCUACACCCUCCCGCAAAGCCUCAAGCGGCACCAGCUCAGUCACCAGCCUCCCGCUGCUUCUGAGCCCACUGUGGUAUUAUUGCAGACUGAGCCAGAACUAGACACCUGCGGGGAACGGGACGUCUCCCCAGCCCGGGACGUCUUUGAGGUCACCAUUUCUGAGAGCCAGGAUAAGUGCUUUGUGGUACCUGAGGAACCAGGCCCCACUUCCAGCCUGGUGCUCAUCCAUAAGGAUAUGGCCUUUAGCGCCUGGGCAGAAGUGGUGGAGGUAGAGAUGGGCACCUGACCACCCCCCCCAGGGGAGUUCUAUAUAAAGCUAGUGUUUUCUAGCUGCUGGGUGUCUGCGUCUUUCUCUUUGGGUUGCCUGAUGGAGGCUACUCUGAGAAGCAGAUCAAGGAUUUCCCUUCCUGUUCAUGGACCACCACAUUGUUUCCCAAGACUGUAAGGAAAACCUGUUCUGGGUUUAAGAACUUCUUACUGACUUCCUAUAGAGCUUGUUCUGCUUUCUUCUCCAGGAACUCUUCAAGGUGCUCGUUCUUUAAAUGUGAUGGAAGUGCCCCCCCCUCAGGUAGUCCUGGAGCUGCCCUGCUGGGGUGCUUAGUGCUGGCAUCAUCAUUCCCACUGAGCCCCCUGAGGGACAAGCACUUCCAUCUUGAACCAAAUGGAAUGACUUGAGGGUUAAAAGGCCAGAGGCUGAAAAAAAAAAAAAAAGACCAGAUGCUGAGCUCAGCUCACGGCUUUCAGUUCUAACUUGGGCUGUAGGUGGUUUGGGCAGCCUUUCUCACCGUCUGAGGGCUGUGACGUUGGUUUUCUUUCUGUGCUGACAGACACCAGACUCACUGAAGGCAGCCAGGGACAGAUCUGGAGCCUUCUGAAGACCUGACCAAAGGCAGCCCUAUUGAGGGAAGGAACGAAUACAGGUUUUGCAUCAGUGGUGGGCCUGGGCCACCCUGGGUGCUGGGACGCAGCUGUGAGCCAGACCGGGGUGACGUCCUUUACAGAGCUCAUGAUCUAGGGCAGGAAGCGUUGGACAAGAGUUUGCAGAGGAUCUGUAGCUAGUGCUACGUGGACGUGUUACAUGGGAUGGUUUGGCUUGGUCUGGGGGCAUCAGGGACAGUGUCCCCAAGGAAUCAUAAUGAUAAACACUCAGCCCUUUUUGUGGGCCAGUUCUU
Messenger RNA from Callorhinus ursinus (northern fur seal), 3322 nucleotides. Lineage: Eukaryota; Metazoa; Chordata; Mammalia; Carnivora; Otariidae. The record is from RefSeq and is a predicted model, not a curated record.